AUGGGGAUCGUGGACACCAGCGCACGCCUUUCACAGCUGAGGCAGCUGAUGAAAGAGCACAACGUCGAAGUUUACACCACCAGUCCGAAUACAUUGCCCCUUGUGAUGCUCGCCGAGGUCAGCAAACCGGACCCUGAGUACCCCGACCUGAGGAUUACGGCUGACAAUCCUUCACUUGCAGCGUUCAUUUCGGGCUUCACUGGCUCAGCCGGUACUGCAGUCAUCUCCCUUAGCCAGGCCGCGCUCUCCACCGAUGGACGGUACUUUAACCAGGCUGCGAAGCAGCUUGACGACAACUGGACCCUCUUGAAGAGUGGAAAUGAGGGUGUCCCGACGUGGCAAGAAUGGACUAAGGAGCAAGCCCUGGGUGGAAAGGCCGUGGGCGUUGACCCGUCCUUGAUCACUGCCGCUUCCGCACGCAAAUUGGCCGAGUCCCUUGAGAAACAAGGAUCGUCACUUGUGGGAAUCCAACAAAACUUGAUUGACUUGAUUUGGGGGGAAGCUCGCCCCGCGCGUCCGAGUGAAAAGGUGCGGGUGCACCCGGUGAAGUAUGCUGGCAAGAGCUUCCAAGAUAAGAUCGCCGAUCUGCGCGAGAAAAUGGAGGCAAAGAAACAAGCCGGCUUCAUCAUCUCGACCUUGGAUGAAAUUGCUUGGUUGUUCAACCUGCGAGGAAGCGAUAUUCCCUACAACCCUGUUUUCUUCUCCUAUGCCGUGAUUACCCCAACUACUGCGGAGCUUUACGUUGAUGGCGACAAGCUCACACCUGAGGUCAAGGCUCACCUUGGUGACGAUGUGGUCAUCAAGCCUUAUGAAUCCAUCUUUGCUGAUGCUCAGGCCUUGAGCAGCCAAUCCAAGGGUGACAAAUCUGUUAAGUUCCUGUUGUCCAACAAGGCUUCCUGGGCGCUCAGCCUUAACUUGGGAGGUGAGGACCAGGUCGAGGAGUCCCGUAGCCCGAUUACAGACGCAAAGGCUGUCAAGAACGAGGCUGAACUGGAGGGCAUGCGCGCCUGUCACAUCCGAGAUGGCGCCGCUUUGACAGAGUAUUUUGCAUGGCUCGAGAAUGAGCUAGUUAACAAGAAGACUGUGCUGGAUGAAGUCGAUGCCGCGGAUAAGCUUGAGCUGAUCCGCUCCAAGCACGACCUGUUUGCUGGGCUUUCGUUCGACACUAUCUCAUCCACUGGCCCUAAUGGUGCUGUGAUCCACUACAAGCCUGAGAAGGCAAGCUGUUCGAUCAUUGACCCCAACGCUAUCUACCUCUGCGACUCUGGCUGCCAGUACUUUGAUGGAACGACUGAUACCACCCGUACUUUCCACUUUGGCCAGCCCACUGAAUUUGAGAAGCGAGCCUUCACUCUCGUCCUCAAGGGCUGCAUUGGCAUUGACACUGCAGUUUUCCCUAAGGGCACUAGCGGCUUUGCUAUUGAUGUUCUGGCCCGCCAGCAUCUGUGGAAGGAGGGUCUGGACUUUGCCCACGGUACCGGCCACGGUGUCGGUUCUUUCCUGAAUGUUCACGAGGGUCCUAUUGGUAUUGGAACUCGUGUCCAGUACACCGAAGUCCCUAUUGCGGCCGGAAAUGUCAUCUCGGAUGAACCCGGAUACUACGAGGAUGGCAAGUUUGGAAUUCGUAUUGAGAACAUUAUUAUGGCACGCGAGGUCAAAACCCCUAACAAUUUCGGCGAUAAGCAAUGGCUGGGCUUUGAGCACGUUACCAUGACCCCGAUUGGCCUCAACCUGAUUGAACCGUCAUUGCUGAGCGAUUCUGAGAUCAAGUGGGUGAAUGACUACCACUCUGAGGUGUGGGACAAGACACACCACUACUUCACCUCGGAUGAAUUGACCCUUAAGUGGCUCGAGCGUGAGACCAAGCCAAUCUCCAAGUAG
Molecule: messenger RNA, 1881 nt
Organism: Penicillium odoratum
Lineage: Eukaryota; Fungi; Ascomycota; Eurotiomycetes; Eurotiales; Aspergillaceae
Gene: ampp
Product: aminopeptidase P
Exons: 9
Coding region: 1-1881 (626 amino acids)
Molecular function (GO): metalloaminopeptidase activity
Source: RefSeq, a predicted model, not a curated record